GAAGCUUAUAUUCUUAAUGUAACUGCGAGAAUUAUCGAUGAGCGAACUACUUUAGUUUUAUUCGAAUCGCCCGCCGUUAAAACAGUACUUCAUUAUCAAUUCUUAUCAAGUUAUAUAAUGUAUUUUCAUGCUACAUCAUUGAUUGAGACGUCGCUACUGUCGUGUUUUUUCGCCAUCGUGUCUGUGAUUUUCUACAACCUAACAUGAGUUUCUCUUAUCUUUCUUAAAAACUAUCUUUUUUAACAUUUUCUUCACGUGUAAAUUACGCACGUAUGAUAAUAAACAACUGAUUACAAGUUUCAUUACUUUUUUUACUAAGGCAAAUACGUUUAAAACAGUUAACACAAAACUUGUUAUCAUCGUUAGCUAUUUCGUUAUUCUAUGGAAUAUUUAUAGUUUACUUUUAUGAAUCAUCACUUUUGACAAGUAUUCGAAAUGAGCAUUUCUGUGAUAUUUACGAAAUUUUCUAGUUUCACAGUAACAGUAGGAAAAAGAUGUUAUUCAAAAAUCGGUUUUGUUGGAUUGGGCAACAUGGGUGGUCAUAUGGCGAGAAAUUUGCUAAAGAAGGGUUACCAGCUCAUCGUUUGCGACGUGAAUAAAUCGGCGGUGACAAAUUUGGUGGAGGCGGGUGCUGGUUGUGCAUCAAAUGUGGCUGAAAUGUCGAAAGAAGCCGAAGUCGUCAUCUCGAUGUUACCUUCGAAUCAACAUGUCCUUGAUGUUUACACCGGCGAAAACGGAAUACUUAGUGCAGCGAGAGAGAACGUCUUAUUGAUCGAUAGUAGUACCGUGGAUCCAUCAGUGUCUCAAUCGGUUGCCUCGCAAGCUCGGGAACAUAAUUUGAGGUUUAUCGAUAGUCCCGUUUCGGGAGGUGUAAAUGCAGCUAAGGACGCCACUUUGACUUUCAUGGUGGGUGGCACGAAAACGGAUUUUAGCGAUGCGAAAUCCAUUCUCGAAAAUCUAGGAUCUAGAAUAGUAUAUUGCGGUGACGUAGGCAUGGGACAGGCAGCUAAGCUAUGCAACAAUAUGUUAUUAGCCAUUAGUAUGAUCGGCACCGCUGAGGCGUUCAAUCUUGGGCAAAAACUGGGCUUAGAUGCCAAAAUAUUGGCGGAUAUUGUAAAUUCUAGUUCAGGUAAAUGCUGGUCUUCCGAGCUUUACAAUCCGGUUCCAGGAAUAUUAUCGAAUGUUCCCAGUUCGAAGAAUUAUGAGGGCGGUUUCGGUACAACGUUAAUGGCCAAAGAUUUGGGAUUGGCGCAAUCCGCUGCAACCAGGACGCAAGCUCCGAUUCCUCUCGGUUCCUUAGCGCAUCAAAUUUAUAAAACAGUUAUUGCUCACGGAUUUUCAAAUAAGGAUUUCAGUGUAGUUUAUCAAUUUCUUAAAGGUGAAAAUUGAAAAUAUUUGACAAUUUAUAUUCAUAUUUAUUAAAAUAAUAUACUUUGUCUCUUCUUCAUCAAUAAAGGAAUUUUAUAUCUGGUAUUGUUUAUAAAA
Messenger RNA from Pogonomyrmex barbatus (red harvester ant), 1485 nucleotides. Its product is annotated as 3-hydroxyisobutyrate dehydrogenase, mitochondrial. Gene Ontology annotation, molecular function: 3-hydroxyisobutyrate dehydrogenase activity; NADP binding; NAD binding. Gene Ontology annotation, biological process: L-valine catabolic process. Gene Ontology annotation, cellular component: mitochondrion. Lineage: Eukaryota; Metazoa; Arthropoda; Insecta; Hymenoptera; Formicidae. The record is from RefSeq and is a predicted model, not a curated record.